Messenger RNA from Sinocyclocheilus grahami, 3082 nucleotides. RefSeq names its product phosphatidylinositol 4-phosphate 5-kinase type-1 gamma-like. Gene Ontology annotation, biological process: phosphatidylinositol phosphate biosynthetic process. The coding region runs from base 129 to 2225 and encodes 698 amino acids. NCBI's taxonomy places the organism in Eukaryota, Metazoa, Chordata, Actinopteri, Cypriniformes, Cyprinidae. The record is from RefSeq and is a predicted model, not a curated record. The transcript has 17 exons. Gene Ontology annotation, molecular function: 1-phosphatidylinositol-4-phosphate 5-kinase activity. Gene Ontology annotation, cellular component: plasma membrane.
CAUCUGAUCGAGCGCUGUGCGGCAGACACGCACACACACCGCGCCUCGGACCCAGAUCAUGACGCACGCUCCGUUUCCCCUUCAUUCGAUUCGUUUGAACGCUCGACGGCCCGUUUGAUCCGGAUCCGAUGGAGGGAGCCGCGGCCGGAGGAUGUUCCGCGCUGCCGGAGGACGCGGACGCGGUGCUCGGCGAGGGAUGCGGGAUGGAUGCUGCAGAGCUCGACGCUGCGCUUAAGAAGACCUACAUAACCGAGAUGCCGUCUUCCUCGUGUCACUCCAGCUCUGGCACUGAGAAGAAGAUCGGUCACAGGCGGGUCGAUGCGUCCGGCGAAACCACCUACAAGAAGACGACCUCGUCUGCCCUGAAAGGAGCCAUUCAGCUGGGGAUCGGCUACACCGUGGGUAACCUGAGCUCCAAACCCGAGCGGGACGUCCUCAUGCAAGACUUCUACGUGGUGGAGAGCAUCUUCUUCCCCAGUGAAGGCAGUAAUCUGACACCGGCACAUCACUAUCCAGACUUCAGGUUUAAAACGUACGCUCCGGUGGCGUUCCGCUACUUCAGAGAGCUCUUCGGGAUUCGACCGGACGACUAUCUGUAUUCUCUCUGUAAUGAGCCCUUGAUCGAGCUCUCAAACCCCGGUGCCAGCGGCUCCAUUUUCUACCUCACUCGAGACGAUGAAUUCAUCCUGAAGACCGUCAUGCACAAAGAGGCUGAGUUCCUGCAGAAGCUGCUUCCGGGAUACUACAUGAACCUGAACCAGAAUCCCCGCACGCUGCUGCCCAAGUUCUUCGGCUUGUACUGCGUUCAGUCCGGCGGGAAGAACAUCCGUAUCGUGGUGAUGAAUAACGUCCUGCCGCGCAUCGUUCGCAUGCAUCUCAAGUUCGACCUGAAGGGCUCCACGUGCAAGCGCCGCGCGUCCAAGAAAGAGCGCGAGAAGUCCAAGCCCACCUUUAAAGACCUGGACUUCAUGCAGGACGUUCAGGACGGACUCCUGCUGGACGUGGACACGUAUAACGCGCUGGUGAAGACGCUCCAGAGAGACUGUCUGGUGUUGGAGAGUUUUAAGAUCAUGGACUACAGUCUGCUGCUGGGGGUUCAUAAUCUGGAUCAGGCGGAGCGCGAGCAGCAGAUGGAGGGAUCUCAGAGCAGCAGCGAUGAGAAGAGACCGGCCGCGCAGCGAGCGCUUUACUCCACCGCCAUGGAGUCCAUUCAGGGAGGAGCGGCGUGCGGAGGCUCCAUAGACACCGAAGACACGAUGGGAGGCAUUCCUGCUGUCAGCGGCAAAGGAGAGAGACUCCUGCUCUUCAUCGGCAUCAUAGACAUCCUGCAGUCCUACAGACUCAUAAAGAAGCUGGAACACACAUGGAAGGCUCUGGUGCAUGACGGGGACACUGUUUCUGUCCACCGGCCGAACUUCUACGCUGACCGCUUCUUCAGGUUCAUGAGCAGUACUGUGUUCAGGAAAAGCAGCUCGCUGAAGGCUUCUCCGGCUAAGAAGGGCCGCGUGGCGCUGACCGUGUCCAAAUUCAGCGGCCCCGGAGCGGCCUGCUCGGCCAGUCAGCUUACCUCAGAGAGAGACCAGAACAUCUAUGAUCUGAGAGGAGCGCGCAGCUUCCCCGUGCUGGAAAACCAUGGUCUGCAGUCUUGCACUCCUCCGUCGUUCGAGGAAGCGACCACGACGUCUGUGGCCACAACUCUGUCCUCAAACACCUCCAUAUCUAUCCCAGAGCGCUCUCCGUCAGACACCACAGAGCAGCCGCGCUACAGAAGACACACAUUGCCUCUGAAAGACGCUGAGGGAAGGAUGCAUGAAGUGGUGCACGUGCAUGAGGAAGAGCAGCAGACCAUCACUGUGCAGGUGGAGGUGAAAAGAGAGAGAGAAGAGGAGGAGGAGGAGCCAGACGUCUCUCUGACGCACGCGGUGAUGGAUGUUCCUCCUCCAGACACUGAUGACCUUGUCCCAGAAACAGCCGCUUCAGCACCCGUUACCCAGGAAACCGUCUCCCAGGCAACACUUCCUGGUGACACCCAGACAACAGUUCCCGUGGAAACAGCUCCUCUGACAGAAACCGGGACCCUCGAAACAGCGCCGGCCCCUGAAGCAGCAGAGCCGUUCGGUUCUAGCCCGAAAAUGCAGCGUCCCGACGUGAACAGACUCUCAGAGUCCCAGAGCCGGGAGUCUCUGGAGGAAGAGGUCGCAUCAACCACUGACAUCUAUUUUUGAUCUGGAUGUUCAGGAGACUUCUCUCUCUCUGCUGUGGGACUGAAGGGGUUUUGCUGGUACCUGUUCUUCAGGAUGGAUCCUGCUCUUCUGAGCACGAGUGAGAUGAACUGAAAAACCUCCAGACAAAAAAAAAAAAGCUGUUCCUUUUUUACCUGGGUGCCACUUCCCGAUCAAUUCCCCUCAAAAGCAACGUUAGCUCUCAGAAAAUCCAGUGUGUGUGUGUUUGUGAAUCCAGACAUCAGGACGGUUAGUGACGUGCUUCGACUCCCUCAAAUACAUCUCGUCCUUUUGCAUUGCAAGCUGUCGACGACCCAUAAUGCACUAGACUAGAUUUAAUGUCUUCGAUCAUUCCAUGAACUCAGCCGAACGACGUCGGCAGUCCUGAAUCCAUGUGUGAUACAUGAUAGAUUUUUAUUGUGUGUACAUCUGAGAUGUUCAGAGUUAAAAUAUGUGAUCAAAGGAAUAGGUUUGAGACUGAAAGCAUUUCUGCAGAUGAUUGAAAACAUAUCAUGUGAUGCUGGAAGCUGCAACAUAUCAGCAUCACCUAUGAAUCCAGCCUCAAUCACGUGAGUCCUGUCUUUUUCCAUCAGUCAUGUAGUCAUUUCUCCUUUUUGUAUAUUUCUUUCUCUGUAUUUUUUCACAAGUCAAAUGAGUUUUGUUGGUCUAUUAUACUGUUUUAGAUCGUCUUCACUAAAGCAUGCUGAAUUCCCUCUAUUCAGGUCAACACACUGCAGAACAUCAUUCAAUCAACAUGUUUGUAUUGUUUUUAAAUACAAUUCCUAAGCAUCAUUAAAAUGAGAUGCAUUUACUUAAAUAUUAAGACUUUUUUUUGAGAACAUAUAUCUUGAUUUUUUUUC